AUGGCAGCCUACCAACCGCGCUCGUCGUUCGCCUCCACCUCGAACCGCUCAAGCUACGUCCCUCGUGCCGUCGUCGCACCCCCUACAGCCGCCACCCCCCACGCCGGCGGUGGCUUGCCGCAGUUCGUUCCCCCCACCCAAGCGAGCAACGUACCGCCUGGUACGCUGCCACCGGGGACGAUCGUCAGGGUUGGAGAGUACGAGGUCACAGUGGAUCGAUUCUUGAGUGAAGGUGAGCGCUCUACUUUGGUGAUUGGAAUGUGUAGGAGCUGGGCACGGGUGACGGGUGACGCUCAACUCGCUCAUCUCCGUUCGAGGCUUGGCGGUGCAUAUGCGUUGAACGAUCCGCUUCGGGGUGGUACACUUCGGGGUGGUACACUGCCUACCUAUCACCACUUGCGACUCUUGACACCAUCCCACGCCGGGAGACGAGCACUGACCUUACUGUCCUCCCACUCAUCAGGUGGAUUCGCCCACGUCUACCUCGCCACCUCCGCGAGGCCCAUUCCCGCCGGCUCAUCGAAUGCGACGACCAAACAUGUGCUCAAACGUAUGGCCGUGCCCGACACCAAAGGGGUGCAAGAGGUUGGCAAGGAGGUCCAAGUCAUGGUCAGUCAGAGUUGGCCAUGCUUUACUCGUCGCGGACACCCAGAUCUGAUCGCGCUUCGUUCUGCUCUGUCGAAACCAGAAACUGGUUCGGAAUCAUCCCAAGAUCGUCAAUAUCAUCGAAGCUUCCGUAGCUGAUCUGCCGGGGGGGACGAAUGGGAGCAAAGGAUACGAGAUCUACAUAUUGAUGGAGUGGUGUGCUGGUCAGUGACCGGUGAUUGUCGUGUCCUCGCAAGUGGGGUCGGCGGUUCAGCUGAAGAAACUGACUCUGAUUCGGUUCUUGCUCGGCGACAGGCGGUGGUAUCAUUGACUUGAUGAACACGAGGUUACAAAAUCGACUGACAGAGACCGAGAUCCUCAAGAUCUUCAGCGAUACCGUCGAGGUGCGCAUAAGUCCGAUCAAAUAAUGGAAACGUUGACCAAGCGCUGACAGUUUGUUGGAACGGUGAUGCACAGGCCGUCGCUCACAUGCACUACCAGAACCCACCCCUCAUCCAUCGAGAUCUCAAAGUCGAAAACAUCCUCCUCUCCCCACCUCAGACGUUCAAGUUGUGCGAUUUCGGCAGUACGACCAAACCUUUACCCAAGGACAAGGUCCCCACCGCCGUUGAGGGGUUGCAAGCGCUCGAGCUCGAGAUCAACACCACAACCACGCUGCAGUACCGUGCACCCGAACUAGUCGAUGUCUGGUCCCGGAAAGGGUUCGAUGAGAAGAUCGGUGCGUUCGUUCGCCGUUCGUGGUCGUGGAAUACCGAUUGAGCUGAUCAUCUUCGAGGUGCAUUAUGUAGAUAUUUGGGCUUUGGGCGUGUUCCUGUACAAGUUAUGCUACUACACGACCCCAUUUGAAGAACAUGGCCCACUCGCCAUCCUCAGUGCUCAGUACAAGGUACGCAGCGAUCGCUUUCCAGCCCGCAGAGUGUAGCCCGUUGCUGAAUACGGAAUUCGGAUGCGGUAACGCUGGUAUGCAGAUUCCGCAUUACCCGGCGUACUCGAACUCGAUCAAGGGAUUGAUUGGAGGUCUUUUGCAAGAGAGUGUCGCCGCUCGACCCAACAUCUACCAAGUGCACGAGCAAGUCUGUCGUCUGCGAGGGACUGCCGUGAGGUUAGAGAAUGUGAGUUGUUUGCUUUCCACACAUCAGACGAGUGCAUACUCAUCGAGGCACCCGGGAUCCCGUUCAGAAAUACGCCAAAUCUUCAAGACCACCCUUGACCAAACCUUCGGCCAACUCGGGCUUCGCAAGCGUCAUGAGCUCGAGUCCAGCCGCUCCGAGCCCAUCAGGUCCCAAUUUGGCCGAGACGAUUUCCCCGAUGCGGAGAGGGCGCCCGACCAAAGCUGGAGGUGCCGUCGCAGCGCUCGCCAAGAAUGCUGAAGAACGAUCAACACCACCAUCGGCCUCACCCGCGCCCAAAAACUUGGGACAUGAAUGGGAUCCGGUCGGGACCACCUCGAAUGGGAGUAAGACCUCUCCGUCUGGCGAUGUAAAUGGGUUUGGGGAUUCAUUCACCAGUAUCGGGGCCAAUGGAUCGUCGUCUGGGUUCGGCGACUCGUUCCAACCCACGUCACCGUCAGCUGCAGAAAUUUCGCCAGCACUUACGCCCUCAUCCGCGGCCUUUUCGAAGCCGUCAGAGGCAUCGUCUGCCAAGUCACCGACUUCUCCUCCUAUCGGACUCAAGAGUCCUCUCCUCGCUUCGGCAGAGGCUGUCCUCAACGAUCAGUCAUGGAGGACACGACCAGUCUCUUCAACGUCUGCGCGGAAUCUGCCUACAUCCUCUGCGUCGAAUGUGACGGGAACCAAGGCUGUUGAGGCGCCUGUGGCCGCUGUCGAUGAGCGCGAACGCUUCGAGUCGACGUAUCCUGAUUUGGACGGACUCGAGUCGUUCACUAGUAGUGGGAAGAAGGCGGCAUCAUCGCCGAUGAAUGGUGCCUACUCAUCAGCUUCUCCAGCGGGUUCCGUGACAUCACCGCCACCGACGGCGACUUUUGUGCAGCUAACUGGGGAAGGCGACACGGGACCACCUUUACCGAGACGACCACCGACAUCGUCAACUCAGAACGCACCGACGACCUCUCUCAAGCCAUCAGUAUCAAUUCGAAUGCAGAACAGGCCCAACUUUACUAGUCGAUCAUCUCAAACCUCUCCUCACCUAGGCAACGAUCGACCUUUGCCCGGGCAAAAAGCGAUGCUGAACAAGCCCAAAGAGGCGACGAACGAUUUGGGGAGAGAUUCCGUCGCUUUACCCGGGAUGGCGAGGGUCGGUGGACCGCGACCCAUGUCGUUCUCUUCGGCGGGGUCUGGUUCUUCCCUCUCUUCGAGAUGGACACCGACUGCUCAGAGCUCGACACCCGUCGUGGCUUCGCCUAAACAAGCGCCUGUCGACUUGCUUGGCGACGAUGAGGACAACGACGAUGGGUUUGCACCCAAGCCGCUCCAUCAACCUUCCGCCACGGCCACACCGACGCCGAAUGCGACCGAAUCGCUGAACCUACCUCCGACAAGCUCUUCGACAGGCACGAAUCGAACCUCGAUCAUCGCUUCGAGCGAUUUCAACUUUGAGGCGUCGAGGGAGAAAUUCCGGCCUGUCAAACCCGCCGAUUCACCCUCUGCUUCGAGACCGACGUUUUCAUCCCAGGCCAGUCCGAGUCAGCGAGCCGAACCUGUGGCGCCUACUUCUAAGCCACAGGCUGCGACGACGGAUGACCUGAGUAACGUUGAGCAACGAUUUCCUGAAGCGGAGGCGAUUGGUUCUAUUGCACCGAUUUCAGUGGCAAAUGAGCCCACGGAGGAAGAAACGUGGCAGAAGAUUGAGGAAAAGGAGGACGAGUCGAGCGAUGACGAGGUGGAGCAAGUUGAGGACAUCACGAUUCGGCCUCGACUAUCUGGCCCUCGGAUGCCGAACGAGCGUACUUUCUCGUCUCAAUCGUUCAAGAAGGAAGAGGAGAAGAAGGUGGAAGAUGUCAUUGAGUCCGCCGCAGAUCAGGUCGUGUCGCCCACUUCGGGCUACCCAGUUUUUGCGCCCAUCACGCGAGUGGACUCGACGUCGACCGACGGGGAUGGAGACAUUGAUCUUGCACCUGCCCUGGCAUCGAUCCGCAAGUUUGCCCCCGUUGCGCCUCCCAAACCCAACAUCUCCAAACCCGACUUCAACGAGAACGAGGGCCGGAGUGCCUCCUCUUCAUCUAGCUCUGCGACACGUUCGGGACCACCGAUCCUUGCGCCUAGACCGCAAUCCGUCAACAAGCAAGACCAAAUCAACAACCUCGUCUCGCGCUACGAAGGACUGUCGAGCUCAAGCGACCCAAGUAAUCGCAAACCCUUACCUCCCGUUCCAGGGGGAAAGCCAACGACGCUACGACAGACUUCUGCUUCGUCCGGGAAAGGUCGACCUGCCUUUGGAGCCAAGAAGGCCUCUCAGGCAGCGGUGCCUACGACCACGGAGGAGACAGCACCACCGCAUUGGUCGUCGAAACAAGCUUCCAUUGAGAACUUUUCUUCGAGGUUCCCGAAUGCCGAGGGGUUGCACAAGCAUCUGACGGGGGAGACGACUCUGAAUCCAGCGACGACGGCGACUCGCCCAAGCACACCACCACGAUCUUACGCCUCGCCUUCACCCGCAGUGAACAUCUCGACCCCUUCGUCACCUGCCGUCUUCAAUGGCACGACCACCGCAAGUGGUUCGACUCGUCCUCCGCCUUUCAAACCCGUUCCUCCAACUUCGGGUCCUUCGACACCUCAACGUUCAUACGCCUUACCCCCUUCUUCCCAAACAACAGCCCCAAACAAGCCAUCAGACGGAGAAGAAGAAGAAGAACGGUUCGCCGGUGUUUCGAACAUGAAGUCACGCUGGGAGUCGAUCACGCGCGAGCAGAGUAAAGAUGGUGGCGCGGGUUCGAAGGGACCGGGGAAGGUCGAGAAGAGAAAAUCUUGGGCGGUUGUCUAG
This is a messenger RNA of Microbotryum saponariae, 4545 nucleotides long. Lineage: Eukaryota; Fungi; Basidiomycota; Microbotryomycetes; Microbotryales; Microbotryaceae. The record is from the annotation of a GenBank genome assembly.